CGAUCUUCCUCGUCUCCGGGCCAACUCGGACAGCUUGCUCAUUUACGGCAACGGUCAAGGCUGGCUCAUGCCAGAAGCGCGCGCGCGCACACACGGGGGGAAAACUUUUUUUUGAAAAAAAAUGAAAGCCUAGACUAGCUCGUCGGCGGCGCGGGCGCUGUGCGAGGGGUUCGGAGCUGACUGCCCGCAGCACGAAAUCCCUCGGGUCGCGACUCCCAGCCCCUGGCCGUCCGCGUGGAAUGGUGCGCGCUCGCCGCUGGACCCCGAGAGCUGCUGCACCGAAGGCCGGCGACCAUGGCAGCGCGCCCUCCGCCUGCGCCCCCCGCCCGCGCCCUCCUGCUCGCCCUGGCCGGGGCCCUGCUGACGCCCGGCGCCGCCCGAGGGGCCACCUUGGGAAGCAGCUUGACACCUGCCACACCGCAGGCGCCAGCGGAGGACCAGGGUGGAGCCUAUGAAGUCGUCACGGCUUCCCUCUUGAACGGAGCCCUCUGGAGCCCAGGGCGGAGCGCCACUGCAAAGAACCAUCCAGAAGUGUUGAAUUUUCGACUACAACUGGAACGCAGAGAACUGAUCAUAAAUCUGGAAAGAAACGAAGGCCUCAUUGCCAGCAGCUUCACGGAAACCCACUAUCUGCAGGACGGCACGGACGUGUCCCUCGCUCGAAAUCACACGGGUCACUGUUACUACCACGGGCACGUGCAAGGAUCUCCCGGUUCGAUGGUCAGUCUCAGCACGUGCUCCGGACUCAGGGGACUUAUCAUAUUUGAAAAUAAAACCUAUGUCCUAGAACCAAUGGAAAAUGUAACCAGCAGACACAAGCUCUUCCCAGCAGCCACCCUGAAGGGCAUCUGGGGCUCCUGCGGAUUACAUCGCAACACCUCCGGCCCCGCUGCGGACGGCGGAUCCCCACCACCCUCCCGGCCGUGGACCAGAAGGCGUAAAAGAGAGACCCUCAAGAUGACCAAGUACGUAGAGCUGCUCAUUGUCGCAGACAAUCGAGAGUUUCAGAGGCAAGGAAAGGACCUGGAAAAAGUUAAACAGCGAUUAAUAGAGAUCGCUAAUCACGUUGACAAGUUUUACAGGCCCCUGAACAUCCGGAUCGUGCUGGUCGGGGUGGAGGUGUGGAACGACAUCGACAGAUGCCCCAUCAGUCAGGACCCGUUCGCGAGCCUGCACGAGUUCCUGGACUGGAGGAAGAUGAAGCUUCUACCUCGCAAACCCCACGACAACGCCCAGCUUGUCAGCGGGGUUUCCUUCCAAGGGACCAUCAUCGGCAUGGCGCCCAUCAUGAGCAUGUGCACAGCGGAGCAGUCUGGGGGCGUCGUCAUGGACCACUCAGACAGCCCCGUUGGCGCGGCUGUGACCCUGGCGCACGAGCUGGGCCACAACUUCGGGAUGAACCACGACACGCCGGAGAGAGGCUGUAGCUGCAGAACGGCUGCCGACAAAGGAGGCUGCAUCAUGAACCCUUCCACCGGGCACCCCUUCCCCAUGGUGUUCAGCAGCUGCAGCCGGAAGGACCUGGAGGCCAGCCUGGAGAAGGGCGUGGGCAUGUGCCUCUUCAACCUGCCGGAGGUCAAGCAGGCUUUCGGGGGCCCGAAGUGCGGCAACGGCUACGUCGAGGAAGGAGAGGAGUGUGACUGUGGGGAACCAGAGGAAUGCACGAACCUCUGCUGCAAUGCCACCACCUGCGCCCUGAGGCCGGACGCCGUCUGCGCACACGGGCUGUGCUGCGAAGACUGCCAGCUGAAGCCCGCGGGGACGGCGUGCAGGGGCCCCGGGAACUCCUGCGACCUGCCGGAGUUCUGCUCCGGGGCCAGCCCGCACUGCCCAGCCAACGUGUACCUGCACGACGGGCACCCCUGCCAGGGCGUGGACGGCUACUGCUACAACGGCAUCUGUCAGACCCACGAGCAGCAGUGCGUCACCCUCUGGGGACCAGGUGCCAAGCCCGCCCCUGGGAUCUGCUUUGAAAGAGUCAACUCUGCAGGGGACCCUUAUGGCAACUGCGGCAAAGACUCCAAGAGCUCCUUCGCCAGAUGCGAGAUGAGAGACGCCAAAUGUGGGAAAAUCCAGUGUCAAGGGGGUGCCAGCCGACCAGUCAUUGGCACCAACGCCGUUUCCAUAGAAACGAAUAUCCCACUGCAGGAAGGAGGGCGGAUCCUGUGCCGCGGGACCCACGUGUACUUGGGCGAUGACAUGCCGGACCCGGGGCUCGUGCUUGCCGGCACCAAGUGUGCAGAUGGAAAAAUUUGCCUCAAUCGUCGGUGUCAAAACAUCAGUGUCUUUGGCGUCCACGAGUGUGCAAUGCGGUGCCACAAUAGGGGGGUAUGUAACAACAGGAAGAACUGCCACUGCGAGGCCCACUGGGCACCCCCCUUCUGUGACAAGUUUGGCUUUGGAGGAAGCACAGACAGCGGCCCCACCCGGCAAGCAGAUAACCGAGGUUUAACCGUGGCGAUCCUGGUGGCCGUCCUGUGCCUCCUCACGGCCGGAUCUGCAGUUUAUCUCAAAAGGAAGCCCUUGAUACGACUGCUGUUCACAGACAAGAAAACCACCAUUGAGAAGCUAAGGUGCGUGCGCCCUUCCCGGCCCUCCGGCGGCUCCCAGCCCAGCCAGGCUCCCCUCCCCCACCUGAGCAAAGGCUUGAUGCGGAAGCCGGCGCGCCCGGACCCCACCAAGGACAAUCCCAAGAGGCUGCCCCCGUGUCAGAGCGUGGACAUCAGCCGACCCCUCAACGCCCUCGACCUCCCUCGGCCCAGGUCGCCUCAGCGCGUGCUCCCGACCCUCCACCAGGCGCCCCGCGCGCCCAGCGUCCCCGCCAGACCCCUGCCGGCCGCCCCUGCGCCCAGGCCGGCCCAGGGAACUCGCAAGCCAAGCGCUCCCCAGAAGCCUCUGCCUGCAGACCCUCUGAGCAAGGCGACCCGGCUUGGCCACGCCUCCGCCAGGACCCUGGCCCCACCGCAGUCUGGGCUCCGCCUGGCGCCCCUCAGACCAGCUCCCAAACGUCCACAUCCCGUGCCCAGACCCGCCCACGCCGCCUAUGCUAAGUGA
Messenger RNA from Pteronotus mesoamericanus, 3054 nucleotides. RefSeq names its product ADAM metallopeptidase domain 12 (gene ADAM12). The record is from RefSeq and is a predicted model, not a curated record. Lineage: Eukaryota; Metazoa; Chordata; Mammalia; Chiroptera; Mormoopidae. Gene Ontology annotation, biological process: proteolysis. Gene Ontology annotation, molecular function: metalloendopeptidase activity.